CGCGCGUUCCCCCGAGCGGCUGCCUCAGACAGUCUGGCACCAGCAUGUCACACGGAGCACUCGCUUGGCUUUUGCUCGUGGGCGCGGCACUGGGCUCGCCAUCGUGCCACAUCUCGAGCCGCAACACGACUGCUUCGGUGACUUGCGCAGAGUUCGGCAGCGCCGUGGACUUCGAGCACUUCAUCCAGCGGCCCUUGUCGCGGCCCACGCUCUCGUUCGUGCUGCGGGACAGUCGUCUAGAGCGGUUGCCCGCGGGCGCCUUUACGGAUGUCAGCGCCACUUCACUCGAGCUCAACAAUGUCACCGUGGAGACGUUCGAGUUUGCCGAGGAGGACAAUCCGUUCGCCGGACUCCGCUCCUCUGUGGAGAAUGUCACGUUCAGUGGUCACAGCAGCUUGCCUCCAUCAUGGGCCAUUCUGGCCGACAUGCAAAGUCUGCGUGCCUUGACCGUUGUCGAUGCGGCCGGACCACUCAACCUGACACGUGAUUUCGGCCUGCUGCCCAGCGGAAUGCGCCACGUGACCGUCGACUCUGCCCAUGUGGGAUACCUGGAUGACUUCUGGCUGGCGGCGCUCGCCAACCUUGAGAGCGUGGUGCUACGCAACACAGAUGUGUCCGAGCUCAAGCGCUCCAUUGUGGCCCGGCCCGCGGCGGUGCUUCGGAACCUUGACCUGUCCCGGAACCGUCUGACGACGCUGCCUGUCGACUUCGGCGAGGAGCUGCCAGCGCUUCGCGUGCUCGACCUGUCGCACAACCGAAUCACCAGCCUGCUCGACGUCAGCCUGCUGCCCCUGCAGGCCAGUGUCACGAGUGCUAGCCUCGAUGGGAACCCGCUCGUCUGUGACUGCCGGUUGCGGUUCCUGCUGAGCUUCCCGGACAUCUGGCGCCACGCGGAGUGUACUGAACCCGAAGCGCUGCGCAACACGUCGCUCAGCCAAGUGACGGAGCAGGACCUCCAGUGCGGGGCCGCCUGACGCUGCCUCGAGUCAGAGGGAACACACCUUGAGAAGUGAACGAAACGACGCAAGCGUCAAUGGUUGCUUAUUGCCUCUGGCAUCGUGUGGCCACAGGAUCUGCACGCAGCAACCUCAUAGAAGCAUCGCUGGCUUUCACGAAGAGCGCUGUUUUUUUUUUCCUUUUUUUUUGGUAAUGUUUUCACCUUAGUGCUCGGACGUUUGUUACAGUCAUCGUCUCAGAAAUCCGUUCUUCAUUUCUUUAAUCAAUACUCGCACCAGAAUUGAUUUUUUUAGAGAGAUGAUAAACCUAUUCGACGCAACAUAACGCAUAGCAUCGUCGACGGUGUUCGCUAGUCCUCGCUGGGAACUGUCUGUAUCGGCUCUACACGUAAUGUGCACAUAUGAUGGCAUCGUGAAAGUGCAGCCUUCAAGCAGACACCUUAGCCAGCCAGUUUGGAAUUACGAUAUUGUAUGGUUCGACCUAUGCAUGUGCCCAAAGGAAAUGAAAGGCCCACAGAGCGUGGUUAAAGCUUUCAUUAAUGAAAAGUGCAUGUUGUGUAGAACGCCGGUGAGCAGGCAGAAAACUUGCAUUCACAGUAGGCGCUGCAAAAUCUCACAACGUUUUCUAAACGCACAUCUCACACUUGUUUGAGCUGCAUAACAAGAUAGAAAACAACUUAAGCUUUGUACAUUUGGCACUGCGUUUAAAGGCACAUAGCGCUUCACAUGUUUACCUAUCCUAAUUGCUCAGUUUGUGAAAAAAGCUUAACUUACCUAACCAUGCCUUAUUACCACUUCGCGUACAUAGUAUUCAAAGUUAUUUGCAAUAAAUUAUGUCCUACAGAUGUCGACAGAUGUCCGAAACGGGACAUUCGAACGUCCCUGGGACAUACGUAAAAUGCUGUAGAUCAUUUCUGGAUGCCCAUGGGAUCGUCCCAUGCAUGCGAAUUGGCGUCCCUAGAAGCAUCGCGUGAGCGUCCAAUUGGGUCGUCCAAGAGAUGUUUAAAUAUAAAUAAUUCUUACUGCAUAAUCCCAAGUACGUCCUAAGGACAUUUUUGUCAGGAUGUAGGACGCUUCUGGGACGUUUUGUGUUAGCAAUCGUCCACAGGACGUCUGUGGGACAUUUGUUUGUGGAUUUAGUACAUCCACAGGACAUCCAUAUUGAACAUAAAUUAACAUAACAGCGACGUUCCUCAUGCCCUUGCAGUGCAGCAGGCCUACUGUAUUUACCCACAUAUCACUAACAAAGUAAGCUUAGCCUGGCUUUGUGUUGGCUUGUGGGGCAGGAUGAAAAUGAACUGCAUGGCUGUUGAAGAUCCAUCCCAGCGCUCCAAUAACGCGACCAAACAUUUUACAGCGUAAGCUGUUAUGGGCUCAUUCCAAUAGCCGUUUCGGUUCGCGAUGGUGUCCGGUGCCACCGCCGACGGCGUCCGGUGAACGUAACCGCUAUCGCUGGAAAUGCGAAAAAAGUACCCGGUUCCCGCCGGGAUCGAACCCGCGCCCGCGGCGUGGGAGCUAGAUACUCUACCACUGAGCCACGCAAGCGCUUGCUAUCGCGCGCCGGAAAAAAAAACCCUUUAAAGCAGGCGCAGAUGAUCCGAGCUUCCGCCAGUAUGGUGGUGCCAUCUAGUUAAGGUGCCUGCAAACGCAUCGAGCGCAGGCGCAGACGACGAGAUGCCAUUCAGACGAGGCGCGCAACCCAAAAAAAAAACGCAAUCCCCAGCCUCCGCCAGUUAAGAUGCCUGCAAACGCAGCGUGCCCGACAUGUAAGUUGCAUUUGUAAGGCUUGAUCGGUCUCAGGAGACGGCUGUGCACAGAGCAUUACAAGCCGCAGCUCGCCGUCGACGCCGGGCGGACAGUUCAGAUCGUUCUCGUCAAAACGAGGCGAAAAGACUGCCGCGAAGACCCUGUUGGAGAUACUCUUGAGCCGCUCCAUCAGCUUACGCUGUGACUGUGCUGCGUGUGCCGCGCAUGCCUGUGACUUUUUUUGUCAUGCAAAAACUGAAGUACCAGGAGGGAGGCCAGGAAUACAGCCCAAAGGGCAUCUCAAAGCAUGCUAAAAGAAGGCUGCAGUGCAGCUAAGCACUGCGCGCAUAAUUCCCUGCUACGGUAAACUACGGUAGACAUUACAUGGAACUUGUUAAAAUGCAUUAGAUCAAAACAUAUAGUAUAAACUAUAUACUAUUCAAGUAUUCAUGCAAGCUAUACUUUUCGUGCUAACAGGAAUAAAGCUACACAACUAA
This is a messenger RNA of Dermacentor silvarum, 3199 nucleotides long. RefSeq names its product leucine-rich repeat and immunoglobulin-like domain-containing nogo receptor-interacting protein 3. The transcript is spliced from 3 exons. Gene Ontology annotation, molecular function: protein binding. The coding region runs from base 45 to 974 and encodes 309 amino acids. The record is from RefSeq and is a predicted model, not a curated record. Lineage: Eukaryota; Metazoa; Arthropoda; Arachnida; Ixodida; Ixodidae. Gene Ontology annotation, cellular component: plasma membrane.